AUCACACCAUGAUAUAACAUUAUUUGUUUGUAAUGGCCUUUUUUAACGGAUCGUCUGUUGUUCUUGAUGAUUCUCCUGGUGACUGGGAUUGGAUUGAAAAUAUCACUGAUGGUGACCGCAUAGCCGCAGGGAGCAGACCGUUUGUGAGACAAAGUAGUGGUGGUAAAAAGCAGCUGCCAGCGGUUCCAGAUGCUGAGGCUCAGUUUAACUCUCAGAGAAUGAUAGAGAAAAGACACGCCUCAGCCACAAUGUCAAACGGAGCAACUACAUCAUAUGGACCAUUCUUUUUAGAGUAUUCACUUUUAGCUGAAUAUAAUCAACUUUUGAAGCAGAGAUUACCAGGUGUAUACGUUUUACCUUCCGCCAGAUCUGCACUGUUAUGGUUUGGCGUUCUAUUUAUAAGACAAGGGCUUUAUCAAGAAGGAGUUUUUAAAUUUACAUUAACAAUACCAGAGAACUAUCCUGAUGGGGACUGUCCUAGAUUGGUGUUUGACCCGCCAGUUUACCAUCCAAUUAUUGAUGCUAUAUCAGGAGAACUAGACGUGAAGAGAACAUUUACAAAGUGGAAACGUAAUGUCAAUCAUAUUUGGCAAGUUUUACUAUAUGCAAGGAGAAUCUUUUAUAAAAUAGAUACAAAGAAUCCAUCCAACCCGGAAGCUGCUGUCUUAUAUGAACAAGAUCUGGAUCUUUUCCGGGACAAAGUAGCACAAAGUAUAGAAUACUGUAGAAGUCAUCGUUAUGAUCCACCUAAAACAGAUGAUCCUCAUGAAGUGACGUUUAGUCAGUGGGACCCUGAGAUGCAUGCCAAAGCCAAAGAUGCAGUCUUUGGAAUACAGAGGCUAAAGCAACAACAAAGCAUUGAUGGGAGUAAGAAUGCUCAGACAUCAGGGUUGUCGUGGGUACAGCCAGGGACUAUGGAUAUAUUCAGCAAAGAUGACACUGCCAUAUAGUUGUGUUUUUUUCGUUGACUUGAAUCUAUGUGACUAUGUCCACUUUUACUGCUGAGCUAAUCCUCAGAACAAAUCACAAUCAUCGGUACAGCUUUACAAAGACUAGUGAUAUAUAUGUUGUUUUUCAGUAGCUUUGUUAUCAUGUAGUCUUAUUGUGUGAUAUUCAUUGAAUGGUUUCCUGGGAAAUAUACUGCCAUUGUUUUCAAAGUUUGUUGCUCUAAUAAUGAGCCUCCAAUUGCAAUAAUGUUUGUUACAUGUAGAUAAACCUCAUGACUGACACACAGAACCAGAUAACACCUCCUUUAAGUAGCACUCUUGUUUUUGUUGUUGUGUUGAAGCAGAAACCAGAUACACAUACAAAGGAUUCACUUUGUGCUUUGCAGCUCCCUGUGAUUGAUGCACGUUUGUAAGCUUACUUAUGAGUCCUGUCUUAGAUACCACGUCAACACGUACAAUUUGCUUUUAUCGAAUAACUUUUUUUCAUGACACGACUACUCAGGUAUAGUAGUUUGAAAUUAUUAACACUUAAUAUUUAACUUUUGAACACCUUGCUGACAUGUCAUUAAACUUUAACAAGCUUUGGUAUGCUCAUUCUCAUCCAGAUUUCCAAUAAUCGUUGAUCAACGCAUUUGAACAAUAACGAAUUUAUUAAGUUAUCAUUGCUCCUUUAUUCGAUAAAGGAAAGUUAGUAAUGAAUGUGUUCACCAUUAACUUUUAUACUACCAUAUUUAAUUUAGAAAAAAAUAUAUUUAUAAGAAGGGGUGAAGGUAAAGUAUUUUUACAAAUCUUAAACUAAUUUAAAAACUGAUAUGUAUUUUAGAUAUUAGCGUGUAUUAUAGUAACAUUCAACUUUUUAUGAAAGAUAUUGACUACAAAUAUUAUGUAUAUAAAUUGUACAAUUGAUUUUUUUGAAGUUAUUUGAAGACAGUCAAAUGCAUGCAGGCAGGCUUCUGGUUAAUGAGGGGCAUGCCUUAUGCAGUGCACUGGGCAUGCAUCCCCUAGCUAGUUGACUUAUUAAACAGCAUUUGUUUGCCUGUGUGUAGAUUUAAAGUUGAUUUUCAUUCUGUUUUAUUACUUUAUGUAUCAUUAAGUUACACACUUGGUACAGGUAUUGUUUAAUGUACAAAGAUAUACACAUCAAUCCCUGGGAUUCGAUCAAGGCUUUGCGGGAUACCAUUUUUGUUCAGUGAAUGAAUUUGAUUUUGUUCACUUGAAAUAUGUAAAAUCAAGCAGUUCCAGAGAGCUCUUCAGAACUAAUAAAUAUACUACAUUUGAGCUAAUUACAAAGGCUCUUCCUGGAGGCUUCUGAUUCUAUGGUGCAGUGACACACUUUUCCAAAGUGACGUGUGAGCGGACCAGAAUAAAAUUAUGGGAUGAAGUUUUCUUAAUUGUAUCCACAGUAGUAAAAAAAAUGUGCCUUAUAUAUAUAUAUAUCACUUUGGAUUGGUUUCCCUCACUGGAUUUCGAAACAUGUUCAUGUAAUUACUUUAUACAAUUUGAUGUAAUUAUUCACUGGGUUUUAAUUUAUUUCUUCACAAAUAGAAUUUCUCUGCUACAACAAAUCCUAUAAAUGAAACUUGCACCAUAUAUACUGUAUUAUGUCUAUAUCUAUGUUAAACAUGACUGUUUUUUUCCUGAUUGCUGUUUUGAUCAGGCUCCCCAGAUACCAAGUUGUUUUUGAAUUUAAUUGAUGUACGUGUUUUAGUAGACAGCAUCUUUUAUUACUGUAUUUCUAUGAAAAAAGCUAAAUUUUUAAUUACUUUUAUCUGUGUGCAAUUUCAAUAAAGCACUAUU
This is a messenger RNA of Saccoglossus kowalevskii, 2744 nucleotides long. RefSeq names its product AKT-interacting protein-like. Lineage: Eukaryota; Metazoa; Hemichordata; Enteropneusta; Harrimaniidae. The record is from RefSeq and is a predicted model, not a curated record.